Messenger RNA from Gadus macrocephalus (Pacific cod), 716 nucleotides. RefSeq names its product CD109 antigen-like. Gene Ontology annotation, cellular component: extracellular region. The coding region runs from base 133 to 705 and encodes 190 amino acids. NCBI's taxonomy places the organism in Eukaryota, Metazoa, Chordata, Actinopteri, Gadiformes, Gadidae. The record is from RefSeq and is a predicted model, not a curated record. The transcript is spliced from 5 exons.
UAGAAUGUGAUUGAAUUGUUGCGUUCCCCCACACGUCAGAACACAGUGGUGGCCAUACAGGCGCUGGCGGCCAUCGCUUUCGUGGUCAAGGCUGAUGCCAUCAACCUGACCGUCCAGGUGUCCUCCUCGACCAUGAGGGGCGUGUCCCUCUUCAGAAUCACCUCCACCAACUACCAGCUGUACCACAGCAAGGAGAUCCAUGCCGACCAGAAUGUAACCAUAGAUAUAUUCCUGGAAGGCAAAGGAUUUGCCCACAUUCAGAUGUACGUCUUCUACAACGUUGAGAGCACAAGCCGGGAUCCCACAGAGAAGCUCCAGGCUGGGACUGAGGCCUUCUCCCUGGACGUGGAGGUGCUGGAAGCGCUGGACGACCGGGGAGACCGACACCAUACCAUGGUGGUGUCCAUAUGCACUCGUGUCCUCGGGACGGAUGGGAUAACUCAGACGGGCAUGGUCCUGUUAGACGUGGGUCUGCUCAGCGGGUUCCUCCCACUUGGAUUGGCUGCUGUUGAACCCAUCUGGAAGGUGGAGACCCCCCCCGGCAGGGCGGUCCUCUACCUUUACUCGCUCACCUUAGAUGAGGUGUGCAUCAACGUGACGCUCACAAGCAGAUGGAUGGUUGCCCGCGUGCAGGACGCCACGGUGCGCGUGUACGAGUACUAUGAGCCCGGUAAGGGAACAACCACUUUGUUUCAAACCCUUUAACAUUUACACGU